GCCCCCGUAGAGAUGCCUUUUCCAUGUACGGGCUCCUUGAGUUACGGCCGGGCGGCCGGGGGGGCCGCGCCCCGCGGUUCCGCCCCCGGGCCCGCGUCAGCGGCGGCCGCGGAGCGGAGCGGGCAGCGCGGCGCUGCCGGCAGUCGCGCCAUGCACUCCCUCGCCCAGGAGAUCCGCAGCUUCUCCAGGGCCAACCUGCGGAAGCAGCGCACCCGCGUCACGACGCUGAGCGGCCGCCGGAUCGUGGAGACGUGGCGCGGCGCCUGCCUGCACAUGGAGGAGGAGGAGGAGGCGGCGCCCGGCGGCGGCUUCGUGCAGGACCUGAGCGCGGACCUGCAGGUCGGCGUGGUGAAGCCCUGGCUGCUGCUGGGGUCGCAGGAUGCCGCUCACGACCUGGAGACGAUGAGGAAGCACAAGGUCACUCACGUUCUAAAUGUGGCAUAUGGAGUCCAAAAUGCCUUCCUCAAUGACUUUAUUUACAAGACCAUUUCCAUUCUGGACCUCCCAGAAACUGAUAUUACCUCCUAUUUCCCUGAAUGUUUUGAGUUUAUUGAGCAAGCCAAGAUCCAGGAUGGCGUGGUGCUGGUUCACUGUAAUGCAGGAGUCUCCCGUGCAGCAGCUAUAGUCAUUGGUUUUCUAAUGAAUUCAGAAAGACUGAGCUUUGCCAGAGCCUUUUCCUUGGUGAAAAAUGCACGGCCUGCAGCUUGUCCAAAUCCUGGCUUCAUGGAGCAGCUCCACAAGUACCAAGAACAGAUUUUAAAGACAAAUGGAAGCAUAAACAAUCAUGACUGAUCCAAAGGGAGAAGUGAAAUUAUCUGUUUUGACUAUACAUACAGGAAGAGAUGUUGGAUGUACUUUAAUCUGUCAUUUUAAAAUCCCCUUUCACAUGUGCAUUUUCAAGUCUUUAUAUUUUUUUCUUACCCUCCUUUGACCCUGUUUUUUUCCAGCAUGCCAUCAAAAGGCCAAAUGGUGUUGUACUGACUUCAAAGAAGUUUUGCCUAAAACCAGAGCACUAAUAAAAAGAUACAGCUCAGUUUUCCUUGAAAUAUUAGAAAACAGUAAAAUGAUGGUUUGCUUACUGAACCAUCAGAAAAUGUGGGCAAUAGAGAAAGGAAGUAAAAUAACUGAGGUAAGUUCCUUUCUUUCCAAAUCUGUGCUUUCCUACUUGGUUGUAAAAUUGAGAUAAUAAAAUUGAUUUUAAAAUUAUAUUGCAACUAUAGAUGAUGAUAUUGAAUUUUGUGGGCUACCUAGCCAUUCAUUUAUUUUUUUUUUAAUUAAAACUAUGGUAUUUUGAAGAUACUCAAAAUGCAUAGGAUGCUUUAAUGCUUUGUGUAUUUCUAUUGUUUCUCAUCUAGUAGUGGUUUGAAGUGCACUAACAUGAUGAGUCCAGUCUUGGAACUAGCAGGGGUUUUUUUCCUGUGCAUCAUUUCAGUAGAGAUACAAAAAAUGUUGAUAAUGAUCUGUCUCUGCUCAUGCUACUGUCUUUUUGUCACAUCUGGUCCUCACGUGCUGUCCCCUCACUCCAUUCCACAUCAUAUGUAAAGAACAGACGUCAUAGGGUAAUUUUGAUCCUCCUGAGAGAGCCCAGUCUGAAAUUACUGUCUUAAUAUGCUUUUAAAAAACUGACAAGAUUUUAAUAGUAUUUUGUGGCCUUCAUGAUUUGUUAUAUUAAUAUGCAACAAAAUAAAGAGAACACUGUGUUUGGAUAAA
Messenger RNA from Passer domesticus (house sparrow), 1710 nucleotides. It is a transcript of the gene DUSP19, whose product is annotated as dual specificity phosphatase 19. The transcript is spliced from 4 exons. Lineage: Eukaryota; Metazoa; Chordata; Aves; Passeriformes; Passeridae. Gene Ontology annotation, molecular function: JUN kinase phosphatase activity. The record is from RefSeq and is a predicted model, not a curated record. Gene Ontology annotation, cellular component: cytoplasm. The coding region runs from base 13 to 792 and encodes 259 amino acids. Gene Ontology annotation, biological process: protein dephosphorylation; regulation of MAP kinase activity.